Molecule: messenger RNA, 1370 nt
Organism: Camelina sativa (false flax)
Lineage: Eukaryota; Viridiplantae; Streptophyta; Magnoliopsida; Brassicales; Brassicaceae
Product: putative protein phosphatase 2C 47
Biological process (GO): protein dephosphorylation
Molecular function (GO): protein serine/threonine phosphatase activity; cation binding
Source: RefSeq, a predicted model, not a curated record
ACUUACUAUUUAAAAAAAAAAGAGAUGAUUUUGAUUUUGAUUUUGACAAAAAAAAGAAAGCUUUUGAUCGGAAUCUGGAAAAAAAAUGGCACCGGUGACUGAAGUUUCUCCGAUGAUUAACACUUUGGAUGUUACAGAUGACAAAAUGGCUAACCUCAGCUCCUCUGGCAAGCCUCCUAGGAACAACAUCUCUGCAAUGCGCCAUUGCAAUAGCACUGCUUGGUUGAUCGAUUCCGAAGGAGAUGAGAGAUUUGGUGCAAAAUCUCCUGAAGGAGUAAACUCAACGUUCCAGCCUGUGUUCAGAUCUGGAAGCUGGUCUGAUAAAGGACCGAAGCAAUCUAUGGAAGAUGAAUUCAUUUGUGUGGAUGAUCUCACUGAGCAUAUUGGUUCAUCCACUGGAGCUUUCUAUGGGGUGUUUGAUGGACAUGGAGGUGUUGAUGCUGCAUCAUUCACAAAGGAUAACAUUAUGAAGCUUGUAAUGGAAGAUAAACAUUUCCCAACCAGCACUAAGAAGGCAACAAGGAGUGCUUUUGUCAAGACUGAUCAUGCUUUAGCUGAUGCUUCUUGUCUCGAUAGAUCAUCUGGUACCACUGCACUCACUGCUCUCAUCUUGGACAAGACAAUGUUGAUUGCGAACGCUGGUGACUCCAGAGCAGUGUUGGGGAAACGUGGCAGAGCCAUUGAGCUGUCAAAGGACCACAAGCCGAACUGUACUUCUGAGCGGCUACGUAUUGAGAAGCUUGGUGGUGUUAUCUAUGAUGGUUAUCUUAACGGGCAGCUCUCUGUGGCUCGAGCUUUAGGAGAUUGGCACAUUAAGGGAGCUAAAGGUUCACUCUGUCCGCUUAGCUGUGAGCCUGAGCUGGAGGAGAUUGUGCUGACUGAAGAGGAUGAGUUUCUUAUAAUGGGAUGUGAUGGACUCUGGGAUGUGAUGAGCAGCCAGUGUGCUGUGACAAUGGUGAGGAGGGAGCUGAUGCAGCAUAAUGAUCCUGAGAAAUGCUCUCAAGCUCUGGUCAAGGAGGCACUACAACGCAACAGCUGUGAUAAUCUUACUGUAGUGGUUGUCUGUUUCUCUCUCGAACCGCCUCCUCGGAUUGAGAUCCCUAAGUCGCAUAAGAGGAGGAGCAUCUCUGCUGAGGGAUUGGAUCUCCUCAAAGGCGUUUUGAACGAGUUGUGAAGGAAACUGAGCAAGUUGAGAGAAAAGGUAAGAGAGUUGCUUUUAUUCUUUUUUUUUGUUUCCUCUUUUGAUAGGAAACGUCAGAGAUUAGAGGUUGUGUGCUUUUUUUUCUCUGGUUUUCCCAAGUUUUGAUUGAUUCCAUUAUUCUUUUUGUAAGGAAUUUGACCCAUUCUUUUAUACGGUAGAUCUUACCAUA